ACAUUACGCAAUCCGGCGUUUUGUGUCAAAUUGUGUCAGUGUCUGAUUAAUCAAACGCCGUGUGCUGCGUUGAUUAUUUCGUGACGUAGAUUUUAUAUUAAUUACCAUUUGAAUUCCCUUUUCCAUUAUCGGGAUUCGGGAGUGUGCCUGUGCCUUCGAUUAGUGGUUAAAAAAAGUUAAAACUAACAUGGCCGCCACGAACAACCCCUAUGAUCAUCUGCUGAAAACGAUUGAGAUCGACGGCAAACAGUUCAAGUAUUAUGACGUCACCGGCCUUGGGGAGAAAUAUGACCGUCUCCCCUACUCCGUAAGAGUACUCCUGGAGUCCUGUGUGAGGAACUGCGAUGGUUUCCAAGUGCUGCAGAAAGAUGUCCAGAAUGUCCUGGAGUGGGAGACCAACCAGGCUGUCGAGGGUGGCGUUGAGAUCGCUUUCAAACCCGCCAGGGUGAUUCUACAGGAUCUCACAGGUGUACCAGCUGUAGUAGACUUCGCAGCUAUGCGUGAUGCUGUAAAGGAUCUCGGCGGAGACCCUCAGAAGAUCAACCCCAUAUGCCCGGCUGAUCUUGUCAUCGACCACUCUGUGCAAGUCGAUUUCGCUAGGAGCCCAGACGCUUUGAACAAGAAUCAAGAAUUGGAAUUCGAGAGGAACAAGGAACGGUUCCAGUUCCUCAAGUGGGGAGCCCAGGCCUUCGACAACAUGCUGAUCGUACCACCCGGCUCUGGAAUUGUACAUCAGGUGAACUUGGAAUACUUAGCUCGCGUGGUCUUCAGUAAGGACCUGCUUCAUCCUGACUCCGUGGUUGGCACCGACAGUCAUACUACCAUGAUCAACGGGCUCGGCGUCGUUGGAUGGGGUGUAGGCGGAAUCGAAGCGGAAGCAGUAAUGUUGGGGCAGGCAAUCAGCAUGUUGCUACCUAAAGUGGUUGGAUACAAGCUCGUCGGGGAACUGAACCCGCUAGCCACAUCUACUGAUCUAGUGCUUACUAUCACCAAGGUGGUAGAACUAGACCUGUCGACUGUAGUGACAUCUGUGAGCGGACCGAAGCGCCCUCAAGACAGAGUCUCCGUGUCCGUUAUGAAGAAGGACUUCCAAGACUGUUUGACGAACAAAGUCGGCUUCAAAGGUUACGGGCUAUCGCCAGCGAACCUCUCAGCAUCAGGUAGCUUCAGCUACAGCGAUGGCAAGACUUAUUCCAUCACACACGGCUCCGUCAUCAUAGCGGCCAUCACAUCCUGCACCAAUACUUCUAACCCUAGCGUAAUGUUGGGCGCUGGUCUCCUAGCUAAGAAGGCUGUGGAGAAUGGUCUCAGCGUGCUCCCGUAUAUCAAGACCUCUCUGUCACCUGGAUCUGGAGUCGUCACCUAUUAUCUUAGGGAAUCCGGCGUCGUACCGUACCUCGAGAAGCUCGGCUUCAACAUAGUCGGGUAUGGAUGUAUGACGUGCAUCGGGAACUCUGGACCAAUCGAUGAUAACAUUGCCAAUACUAUUGAGAAGAAUGAACUUGUAUGCUGCGGCGUCCUCUCCGGCAACCGUAACUUCGAGGGUCGCAUCCAUCCCAACACGCGAGCUAACUACCUCGCCUCGCCACUACUCGUCAUUGCGUACGCGCUCGCCGGAACUGUGGACAUUGACUUUGAAACUCAGCCGUUGGGUACUCGUGCUGACGGUACUCCGGUAUAUUUGCGUGAGAUCUGGCCCACGCGCGCUGAAAUACAAGAGGUCGAGAACAAACAUGUUAUUCCUGGGAUGUUCAAGGAGGUCUACGCUAAGAUCGAGCUAGGCUCUCCAUCCUGGCAAGCUCUGGACGUGCCUCAGGGCAAGCUGUAUGGCUGGGACCCGAACUCCACAUACAUCAAGAAACCACCAUUCUUCGAUGGUAUGACCAGGGGCCUGAACCCUCGUCAAGGCGUCCACAACGCCCGUUGCCUGCUCCUGCUGGGUGACUCGGUGACCACUGACCAUAUCUCUCCAGCUGGAUCUAUCGCUAGGAACUCUCCUGCUGCACGGUUCUUGGCUGAUAGAGGUCUAACUCCCCGAGAAUUCAAUUCGUACGGUUCCCGUCGCGGCAACGACGCAGUGAUGUCCCGCGGCACGUUCGCGAACAUUCGGCUCGUCAACAAGAUGGCGCCCACCGCCGGACCUAAGACCACGCACCAUCCCAGCGGGGAUGUCAUGGAUAUAUUCGACGCUGCUGACAGAUACGCCUCCGAGAAUGUUCCCCUCAUCGCAGUGGUUGGCAAGGACUAUGGCUCAGGUUCGAGUCGUGACUGGGCCGCCAAGGGACCUUAUUUACUUGGUAUCCGGGCAGUGAUAGCGGAAUCGUUCGAGCGCAUCCAUCGCUCCAACCUGGUCGGUAUGGGCAUCAUCCCGCUACAGUUCCUAGAUGGACAGAACGCUGACACCUUUGGACUGAACGGCAGUGAAGUGUUCAGCAUUGAUCUACCCGAGAAUAUUACGCCGGGACAGAUUAUUACUGUACAGGUGGACAACGGCACAACAUUCCAAGUAAAAGUACGUUUCGACACGGAAGUCGACCUCACUUACUUCAAGAACGGAGGCAUCCUCAACUACAUGAUCAGAAAGAUGUUGUAAAACCAUAUGACAUAAUAUGUCAUAUUGUAAAAUCAUAUGACAAAUGACAUAAUGUCAUAUUGUAAAAUCAUAUGACAAAUGACAUAAUGUCAUAUUGUAAAAUCAUAUGACAAAUGACAUAAUGUCAAGUGUCCUUGACAUAAUGUCAUAUUGUCAUAUGAUGUUAAACGAUCACAAUAGGGAUGAUGACGGGAUGAAAAUUAAAAAUAUAAUUAGUCCGUCAGUUAGGUAAUGAAAUAAUAUUAGA
Molecule: messenger RNA, 2840 nt
Organism: Spodoptera litura
Lineage: Eukaryota; Metazoa; Arthropoda; Insecta; Lepidoptera; Noctuidae
Product: cytoplasmic aconitate hydratase
Source: RefSeq, a predicted model, not a curated record